ACGAACCACCGCACAUACAGCAACGCAAUAUGGAUCAGAGCAGCGUGGACGAGUUCUGUCGGCAGACGGGGCAGACGCCGCAGGUGGCGCAGUCGUUCCUCAGCCAGCACGGCGGCAACGUGAACGCGGCUGUGAGCGCGUUCCGGUCAGAGGCUGCCAGCUUUGGCUCGCAGGCGCAGUCUGGCUCAAGCGGGUUUGCCACGCUCGCCAGCAUGCAGAGGCAGAGCGCACCGCCUUCCUCCGGGCGCCGCUUCGCCACCCUGGCAGCGAUGAACAACGACAACGAUGAUGACGAUGACGAUGACAGGAGCAACACAUACUAUGCCGGUGGCCAGCGCAGCGGCGUCGCUGUUGAGGGCGGCCCUCACGGCAGACAAGACAUGAUGCAGAGGCUGAUUGCGGAAGCAGAAAAGCGCGGCAUGUCAUUUGAGGAGUACAUGGCAGAGGAAGCAAAGCGCAAGAAGGCCGCCAACAAGUUCCGCGGCCAAGGUCACACGCUCGGUGAUGAGGAGCGGGAGCCAGAGGCCGUCGGCGUUCCCUUGGCGGAACAAGUCGAGGAAGCGGGACCAAAGCACGUGAAGCUGGUGCUGUGGAAGAAUGGCAUCUCGGUUGAUGACGGUAAGGAGGUGCCCGUCCUCCGCCCGUACGAGCAGUCGGCGUCCAUCAUCGGCGCCAUCCAAGCAGGCGUGGUGCCGCCUGAGCUCCGCGUGAAGUACGGCGCUGCCAUUGAUCUCGAACUCGUCGACAAACGCGGCGAAAACUUCACACCGCCAUCGCGCCCCUUUGGCGGCGCUGGGCACAGGCUGGGCAAUCCAACAGGUGAGGGAGAGGCCGCCAUGGCAGGGCUGUCAUCAGCAUCAACAUCAACAACGACAACGACAGCGGCACCCUCCUCAACAGCUGCGUCGAAGAGUCAGGACGUAUCUGGUGAUGCCGUCACACCGCACGUCGACCCUUCAAAGCCAAAGACCCGCCUCCAGAUCAGGCUUGCGAACGGGCAGCGUCUUGUGAGCGAAUUCAACACGACCUCCACCAUCAGCGAUGUCAUGGCCUUUAUCACAGCGUCUGGGUUUGGAGAUCGGCCGUAUGUGCUGAUGAGCUCGUUCCCGCGGAAACAGCUGCAGGACGUGGACCAGACGCUGGAGGACGCGAAGCUGUGCAACGCCGUCGUCAUCCAGAAGUGGGAGCAGUGAAGCCAGUGUGGUGCGUGGGUGUGGCGCGUGAUGAUGCAAGGCGCUCCGUGGUGAUGGAACGCAUGGUGGGUGUUGCAUGAUACGACGCAUGGCAUGGCAUGUGAACACGCACCGUGACCACCACCCGGCCACAAUCACACCGCUCGCGCACCGCCAACAACCAACCAACAACAACAACGACACAACAACACGUUCUCCCUCGGCGCUCCUUCCAUUCACAUCAAUUGCACAUUCCGGUUUCACGUCACGUGUGCGUGUUCCCAAAUAAACGGUGCUGGCGUACGUGUUGUGCACACCGGUACACAACUCACUCACGACAAUGCGCAAGGAAUCUGAUUUCAUUAUGGUUGCGCACAGAGACGGGCACAGCAGCA
Molecule: messenger RNA, 1567 nt
Organism: Salpingoeca rosetta
Lineage: Eukaryota; Choanoflagellata; Craspedida; Salpingoecidae
Exons: 10
Coding region: 30-1193 (387 amino acids)
Biological process (GO): nuclear membrane reassembly; proteasome-mediated ubiquitin-dependent protein catabolic process; Golgi organization
Cellular component (GO): nucleus; cytosol
Molecular function (GO): ubiquitin binding
Source: RefSeq, a predicted model, not a curated record